AUGGCUGUGCCUUUGACGGAGUCGAAGGCUGUCUUUCUUGAGCGAUGUGAACUUGCUGGCUUGCCGUCAGGGUCACGUGAUGCUUUGGUUGCAAAGAACCUCAACACAUUAGCAAGCUUGGCAUUUGCUGCUGGGCAGCCGGGCGAGACACCAACAGAUGCUGCCCUUACUGCCUUGGUUCGAACGGGUGCUGAUGAGGUGCCAAUUGCAACGUUGGCAUCGCUGCGACGCCUGGUCUUCGAGGCGCAACUCCUCAUGACGGCUCAGGUCAAGCAGUUGAUCGAGCAGCGGGCCGAUGAUCAAAAGGCUGAGUUGGCCCCGGCAGAAAGGGCAUUAGCAAUGGACCUUGUGGGGGUGUGCAGCUACCACGUGAUCAUGGACUUUCACGAGUACUUGAUGUCGGUCUCCGCGCUGGGACAGACGGGAAACUUCCGUUGGAUGUCGAGCUUCCUCUUCUUCAAGGAGAUCCUAAAGUGGCUUUUCACCUUCUACCUCUGGGAGCUGCGAGCGGCUCCAGCGGAUCCAAACGAGGACAAGAUGAUGGAGCUGGUGGUGAUCCGAAG
This is a messenger RNA of Symbiodinium necroappetens, 563 nucleotides long. The record is from the annotation of a GenBank genome assembly. Lineage: Eukaryota; Dinophyceae; Suessiales; Symbiodiniaceae.